UCGAGUGUUUAGUUAUGUACUUAUCCAGGAUAUUUUUUAUUGUUGGAUUUGGUUUUGCUUAUGAAUGGAAUACAUCGGUCUUGCAAAUUCGUCCAUGGGGGGUGGACAAUUGUCAAACAGACGAUUCAGAUUGUCAACAACAAGCAGAAAUGGAAAUCGCGCAUUGCUACGACUCCUGCAAUGAUCCUAAUAAUUGUACCAUUAAAGUAGCUGUUAUACUACCCCAACAGGAAUUUUAUUUAGUUAACUUAAAGAAGGCUCAGGAAACAAUUGAAGAGUUUGUGGCAGACGCAGGCUCAAAAUUCAAAUUUGAUUUUAAGUAUUAUAACGAUUCCUGCAUGCAGGAAUUUGCGACCGUGCAUUUAAUUCCUGCGAGUGAGAAUUGUACUCGUUUAAUCCUUGGACCAAUCUGUGAUUACUGCCUUGCAAGUGUUUCUCGAGUUGCAAAAUACAUUGGUUAUCAUGGAAUGCCUGUAAUAACCCCCGGCGGCUUUACUUGUGAUUUUCUGCAAAAUAAAACGGGUUGUUCGAAUGAAUAUUAUAUGACGAUAAAUACAGGUCCAAUUGACUAUAGAUCUUUUGGUGAAUUUUUUCACUUAAUAAUGGAGAGGUACAAAUGGAAAAAAAUUGCUCUUAUGUACGAAAAAAAUCAACAAAACGAAGUUGGUGGAGAGAAUAGUUGCAAAUUUAUAUUAUCGAGUGUGGUUGAAGAAGUGAAAUCGGUUGAGAAUCUUAAAUAUGUCGACGGUGAUUUAGUUUUACUAAAUAAAGAUUAUUCCAACUAUUUGAAAGAAAACGUUGGGGUCAGUUAUGGCAUCAUUUUGACUUGCACUACUGUGGCCAAUCUUCGCGAAUUUGCCAUCGCAGCCCAGAAAUUAAAUAUGAUGGAAAGUGGGGAAUAUACAGUUUUCAAUUUUCAAACAUAUUACAACACAACUGAGCAAGCCUUAAAGCCUUGGUAUGACGAAAAUGACACUAAUGAACGCAACGAAAUGGCGAGAAAAGGUUUUCGCUCAAUUUUCACGUUUACAUCGUCUGAAGCAAUUAACUUUCGCAAUCGGCGAGUUGAGGGAAGCUCGAUUUUUCUUGAUGGCUUGUAUGAUGGAAUGAUGUUGUACACAAGUGCUUUGAAUCAAACAUUAUCAGCUUCGGAAAAUUUCACGGGUUAUAACAUGAUUAAGAAAAUGAUGGGGACCAGUUUUGCAGGAAAACAUGGAAAUGUUACAAUGAAUUGUAACGGACAAAGAGUUGCAACUUAUGUAAUGCUUCAAUUAAAUGCUUCUGACCACUACGACGUGGUUGCUGAGUUUACAACCCUUAAUAAAAAUAUCACUUCUUGGAAUGUGGAGUGGAUUAAUGGGAAAGAUCCACUAGAUACACCCGUGUGUGGCUAUGAUAUGUCUCUUUGCCCAAAGUUUGAUACGGAAAAAGUCUUGUUAAUUACACUUAUACUGGUGUUUUGGUUGGCUAUAUUGAUCGUGGGAGUAAUUCUCUACAGACAUUUCCAGCUUAAGAAAGCUAUAUAUUCUAUGGCCUGGAAAAUUGAUUUCGAUGAUAUCGUUUUCAUGCCAAAUAAGCCGAGGAGUAGUUUUCAAUCAUCUUCAUCGGCUCGCCGAGGAAGCCAAAUUACGUUUUUAGGAGCGGAUGGUUUAAGUAUGGCUGGCGAACGUCAACUCUUCACGGAAGUGGCCUUCUACAAGGCAAUUACAGUGGCGGUGAAAAAAAUUCAAGAUGUCAAGAUUGAGUUAAAUCGCGAACAGUUAAUCGAGUUAAAAGUGAUGAAAGACUUAUCGCAUGACAAUUUAGUGAAGUUUUAUGGCGCUUGUUUAGACAUUCCAAACUACAUUUUAAAUGAAUAUUGUGCGAAAGGUAGUUUGCAGGAUAUAUUGGAAAACGAGAGCGUGAUACUCGAUCCAACGUUUAAAAUGUCGUUAAUAAUGGACAUUGUUCGUGGUAUGCAGUACCUGCAUAAUUCCGAUAUUAAAUCUCACGGUGCUUUAAAAUCAACAAACUGUUUAGUGAAUAGCAGGUUCGUGUUGAAAAUAUCUGACUUUGGAUUGCAUUUUUUACGAAAACACGGACUUGAUAACGAUGGAACAAAGUCUCAUAGUUACUGGGAACGUCAGCUUUGGACAGCUCCAGAACUUCUCCGGAACGAAAACCCCCCUCCUAAUGGUACUCGAGAAGGAGACAUAUACUCAUUCGGCAUGAUAAUGCACGAAAUCAUCGUACGCCAAGGAGUAUUUUAUUUAGAUGAAUUUAAAACAGCCGAAGAAAAAGUCGAUGCUGUUCGUAAGGGACCAGACGCAAACGGGGGCCAAGCAUUUCGCCCGUCUUUGGGAGAAGUGCUAUGUGAGGAAGAGGUGGCUUUGAUGAUGAAAAAGUGCUGGUCGGAAGAUGCUGCCGACAGACCAGACUUUUCCACUCUCAAAACAAAAUUGAGGAAUAUAAACAAAGAAUCCGAUGGAAAUCUUCUCGACAAUCUGUUGGCAAGGAUGGAGCAGUACGCUAACAACCUUGAAACGUUAGUGGAAGAACGCACAGCUGAUUACUUGGACGAGAAACGCAAAUGUGAGGAGUUGCUCUAUCAGCUGCUACCGAAAAGCGUCGCUCAGCAGCUGAUAACAGGAGAGGCGGUUCUUGCCGAAACUUUUGAAAAUGUCACUAUACACUUUAGUGAUAUUGUCGGCUUCACCCAACUUUCUGCCAACAGCACUCCAUUGCAAGUUGUCGAAUUUCUGAACGACCUUUACAUAUGCUUUGAUUCCAUUAUCGACAACUUCGAUGUUUACAAAGUGGAAACUAUAGGUGACUCUUACAUGGUCGUGUCUGGACUUCCGGUCAGAAAUGGGAACAAACACGCGCGAGAAAUUGCAAGAAUGUCACUAGCGUUAUUGAAAGCUGUUAAAACCUUCAAAAUAAGACACCGACCGGAAGAAAGUUUGAAACUUCGAAUAGGGAUACACACCGGUCCUUGCGUUGCUGGAGUUGUCGGUUUGAAAAUGCCAAGAUACUGUCUUUUCGGAGAUACAGUCAAUACGGCAUCACGAAUGGAGACUAAUGGAAGUCCAUUAAGGGUGCAUAUAAGUCUAGCUACGAAAGAAUUUCUGGAUAGAUUUGGAACGUUUGAAAUUGAACGCAGAGGCGAGGUUGAAUUAAAGGGAAAGGGCAAAAUGGUUACGUAUUGGCUUAAUGGCGAAUGUGAGAAGAAAACCACUAUCAUGGCACCACAAACCGAGUCCAAACCCGGCAAACUUCCAAGCACUCCUUUACCCAGCAGUGUCAGAAAACAAAUGGGGAAUAAUGGCAAAGCUUUAAACGCGAUGAAUUUACAAGAACAUCAAAUUGAUGAAGCUGAGUUACCUUUACUUUCCAUAACGUCACCCCCAGAGUACAAUUCGAAUGCGUGAACAAUCCUCCUGCUAAAUUGGUGAAGUGGAUCAUUUUAUUGUAUACGGCAGGAUUAUUAAACAGUAUUGAAACAAUAACCUAAGUCAAAUUAGGUUCAGAUUUGUGAUUCAGUUUCCUCUAUUUUCAUAUAUGUUAUUUAUGGUUAUUUUAAUUAUUGUUCUUAAUAAAGAUUUUUAAACUGAA
Messenger RNA from Tribolium madens (black flour beetle), 3594 nucleotides. Its product is annotated as atrial natriuretic peptide receptor 2-like. Gene Ontology annotation, molecular function: peptide receptor activity; protein kinase activity; ATP binding. Lineage: Eukaryota; Metazoa; Arthropoda; Insecta; Coleoptera; Tenebrionidae. The transcript has 15 exons. The coding region runs from base 15 to 3410 and encodes 1131 amino acids. The record is from RefSeq and is a predicted model, not a curated record. Gene Ontology annotation, biological process: protein phosphorylation; receptor guanylyl cyclase signaling pathway; cGMP biosynthetic process. Gene Ontology annotation, cellular component: membrane.